Messenger RNA from Sordaria macrospora k-hell, 1755 nucleotides. RefSeq lists its product as uncharacterized. The record is from RefSeq and is a predicted model, not a curated record. Lineage: Eukaryota; Fungi; Ascomycota; Sordariomycetes; Sordariales; Sordariaceae.
AUGCUCGACGAAAACUUUCCCACCUUCCGCUCGCGCCCUUCUCCGGACAAACCGCUCUCUUCCAUCCUCUUCUUCACGCAAAAUGGCGCCGACCCCACUCCCGAGUACAUCCUCCGACGGGCUGACCCGGCCCUUCCGGCCUCGCGCAACAAGUAUGCCGCCGCCCUCUGCGGGCCCUUGAACGCCGACGUCAUCUACGCCGAAGUCCUCGUCACGCCAGAAUGGUCACAACCCGCCGUCUCUGGCGCCGAGAUGCGCGCCCAGGCGCUGAACGGCGCCCCACCUGCCCCCGCGACGGCGCUGGUCCCGGAGACCUUUGCCAUCCAGCUGUACAACCCAGACUCGACCGUCGCAAUCAAGAUGGUUCCAGGCACGUGGAACAAGACCGACUCCUGGGAGUUUGAACUUCCGGUCCAGACGUUCAAGCAGCCUUCGGCCAGCGAGCUGGACAGGGAGAACGGAGGACUGCCGCCGCCGGACCUGAUGCCGAGGGUCAUGUUCAGGUGGAAGAAGGACAGCAAGCUGAGCAAGGAUAUGACGUUGUAUAUGUGCGGAAAGAACUUGGAAGGGAGGAGAAAUAAGGAGCCGGAUAUCACGAUUGCAAUGUUUAAGACUACCACGCGCAAGGAUGGGGAGAGUGUGGUCACCAUCUACCAGCCGAAUCUGCACCGGGUGGAGGUGGAGGAUCGGAAGGGGUUGGAGCUGGUACUGUUGCUGGGAGCCGAGGUGAUCAAGGACUUAUAUCUGUCUCCAAAAGCCGAUGUGUUCAAUGUUGGAGGAGGGGGAUCUCCCGUUGGAGUUGCGAGCAGGAGGAAGAACUCGAAGCCUACCAGCGCGCCACCAGGAAUUCCCAUCAUGUCUGGUGCCGUGGUGACCAAUGGUGGUCCAUCAGGGGCGGCAGCAUCGUUCGUGGCUGCGAACGCGAUCCGUCAUCCAGAUACUAUACCGGUCACUGCUUCAAGUGUGGCGAAAGCUGGGUCAUCAAAGGCAGAUAUCGAUGCUGAAACGCAACGGUUGAAAGCAAUGGUUGAGCGCGAGGAGCACGAGCGACAAAAGAGGGAAAGACAAGAGCGAGAGAGACGUGAACAAGAAGAGCAACAGCGUAUCAAGAGGAUGCUCGAAGAAGAAGAACAACGCGAACGUCAACGAAGAGAAGCAGAGAUAGCGGUCGAAACGGAACGGUUGCGCAGAGAGUACGGAAUGGAAGGGCAGGAACUCCCAUCAAUCAUCCACUCCCCUCCAGCUCCUCAGAACACAGGCACUUUCAGUAGCCCUGCCCUCCCGCCACGGCAAACCUUCCAAAACACACAACCUCCUCCCCAUCUUUUCCAACAGCCAAGUCAGGGCCAGCUGUCGCCAACCACAAUUUGGGGAGCCGCUCCCUCUCUGCCUCCGCGGCCCCUUAGUGCUGGUCCAUUGGGGCAUCACAAUGUGAGCGGUAGUAUUAGCAGCAGCAGCAGGCCAGGGCCGUUCCACUGUGAUAAGCUGAACAAAGUGUGGAACGGUGUAGUGGUGCCAGCUCUUGACCGUGGUUCCGGAACUCCAGGGCCCGGUAGUUCGUCGAGGAGGCGCAGUAGUGGUGCGGCGUACUUGUCGGCAGAUCAAAAUGGCAGUGGGAGGUAUGGUUAUAGCCAGAGUUCGGUCGGUUUGUCUGGUGGUGGGACUGGGAGCUCAAGUGCGACGGGGAGGGAGAGGGAAAGGGACAGAGAGGAAAGAAAUAGGAAGAUUGCGAAGAAGAAGAGUGCGAUUUGGUAG